AUGACCCCAAACCCAACGGCUAAACCCAACCUUACCACCAACGACUCCGCCGUUCUCCAAGCUCUUUUCGACGCUGAAUCCUCCCCCUCCAACUCUAUCACCAUUAAUUCUUCUCUCCCCGCCUAUCCAGCCCACCUCAACAUCACCCCAGAACUCCUCCAGACCCUGCAAUCUCGCGAGGUCUCUAUAAUCCGUACCCUACAAUCCGAAACCACCUUGGACAUCUCAACCAUCCAACAAGCGAUUAAGGAUCUCGAUACCCUUAUCGCCCAACAUCCGACUUACCCAUCCGCAUACGUCAACCGCGCUCAAACUCUCCGUAUUCUAAUUGACAAGACCAAUACUACCACUGAGAGCAGCGGUCAAGACAAGGACGACGACAAGAUCUUUGCUCCCGAAAACACAGAGCCCGCAUCCACAUUACUAGCAGACCUAGGGAACGCCAUUACGCUAGCGACGCCUCGGUCGCCUGCUGAUCCGGUGUCGACGGUCCAGGCGCGCUUGUUGGCGGAUGCGCAUACGCAUCGCGGGUAUUUGCUACUUAAAGCGGCGAGAGUGAAGAAGGAGAGGAAGGAGGGAGAAAUCAUUGGUGGCCCGGAGCAGUUGCGUGCCGUGGAGCCGGAGCAGUUGGAGGAUAUGGCUAGUCGCGAUUUCUUCUUUGGGGGCAGGUAUGGAAAUAAGGUUGCACAGCAGUUGGCAGUGCAGACGAAUCCGUAUGCGAAGAUGUGUGGGGCGAUUGUGAAGGAGGCUUUGAGGAAGGAGGUUGUGGGUGAUGAUGUGGUGAAGAUUUGA
Molecule: messenger RNA, 792 nt
Organism: Aspergillus tubingensis
Lineage: Eukaryota; Fungi; Ascomycota; Eurotiomycetes; Eurotiales; Aspergillaceae
Gene: hmgX
Product: protein hmgX
Exons: 1
Coding region: 1-792 (263 amino acids)
Biological process (GO): cilium assembly
Source: RefSeq, a predicted model, not a curated record